AGUAAGAAAACCUGCGGUGCUGUCGGUGAUAAUACUCACUGAAACAGACGCACAGCGAAUGAGGCAACAGCAGGGAAACUAAAAGGGAGAAAUAACGUUCUACUUUAUUAUGUACACUUCCAAAUAACACCGAGCUUUAUUUGUGUUAAGUAGACAUUGGUGUGUUGAGUUAGAGUAACACGUUGAAUUAGAGAGAUUUGAGGAGUGGCAAGGAGGAGAAAGUAGCCUAUCUGGUUUCACCGCAAGACACCAGGAGCAUCACCUUCCCUCGCCCCCCUCUUGUCCUUUCUGUGUGGUCAUGAUGUGGUCCCACUUCGCCACAAGUGCCCUUAUCCUACUGGUUGUCCUGUUGAGACUCACCCUAACCCUCCCGCUCACCGCCUCCGUGGCGACCGAGACACACAGCCCCGGCGACAGCCAUGCUGCUUCCCCUCUUGGACUUAGGCCAACCGAGGGAGAGAAUGAAGGGAGGAAGGGCGGACUUCCACAGAGAGAGAGAGCAGAAGAGGAGGAUGAGCUUUUUGGAGGCAUGGACCCCAAAACAUUAGCAGCCGUUCUGCUGGAGGUGAUGGAUAAGCCACACGGGGAAAGGAGGAACGGUGUGGAGGAUGGGCGCAAGGAAAAGGAGAGAGGAAAAGAGGAGAAUGGGAGAGAGAGGCAGGAGGAGGAGAAGGGAGAGGAGGUGAGAGCCGCAUCGGAUGAGGAGGGAGCAGACCGAGACAGGGACGGUCGCGAGGAGCUUGAGCUGGUGAUGGCGGCCGCUGCGGCGCAGGGCAAGGAGGAGCGAGAGAGGAAUGAGGAGGAGGAGAGGAAAAGAGCACAGGAGGAGGAGGAAAGACUAACAGAGAAAGUGACUAGCCACACCACCAGCCAGACGAUUCCUGGAAAGGAGAUACGACCUCCGGCAGAAGGAGAAAGAGGGGAGGAGGUGGGAGUGAAGGAUGUGGGGGCCAGAGAAGAUGCGCAGCAGGGACCACCCACCUCACAGGAGACCCAGCAAGAGGAGGAAGAGGAGCAACUAAGUCCAGAUGAAGUGCAGAACCUCCAGAGCAUGUUGGAGGAACUGCAGAACUACAACACAGCUAACAAAAGAGAGAGGGAGGCCCAGGAGCAGAGAGGGAGAGAGAGCAGGGCCUACAGCCAAGACGACACAGACCAAGCGCUGAUCCACAACCAGAUAAAACUCAAAGCUAAAGGAUACCCCCGAGCCAUGCCGAAGAAGCUCAAAUGGCAAGAGGAGAUGCAGAAAGCCCUGAACAUGCCCACUUAUAGAGGAGGCAACUUCAUGGACGACUUUGACAAUCUGGCUCGACCGGCGGCUGAGGAGGAUGGUGAGGAAAUGCUGAGCCCCGAGGAGGAAGAGAGGAGGGCAAAGGAGGAGCAGGAGGAGGUCAGGAGGCAGGCGAUGGAAGCUCAGAGGGCCAAAGCCGAGGAGGAGAAGUUGGCGGACAUAGCCUCGGACAUGCUCCUGCAGUACAUGGUCAAACAGGACAAAGGAAAGUACCAGAACAAGAAGACCCUGCUGUCCAACGCAGCGGAGGACAAGCGCUCUGACGAGGAGGUCGUCAGCGAGGACGAUGAUAUUGAUCCUCAGACCAUUGAUAAGCUCAUCGAGAUCUCCAGUAAGCUCCACCUCCCCGCGGACGACGUCGUUGACAUCAUCAGCGACGUUGAGAAGAAGAAGAAGAAAGACGCUCCUGAGACAUUGCCCUGGCAACGACCCCAGCAAAGACCCCUGGUUUACCCAGCAGCCAAAGCCAUCGAUGCCCAGCCUUCACACCCCCGAUACCCCACCCUGAAGCAGCCUCUCCCGGCCAUCAAUCCCCUCAAGGCCUGGUUCAAGGACAAAUAUUCCAUCAAACCCUCAAAACAAGACCUCUGGAUCAAACCUCAACAGUCCUUUCGGACUUCCUCCAACUAUCCUACGUAUCCUUUCUACCAACAGAAGCCCUAUCGAGGCUACUACCCAAUUUACUUCCCCCCUCCUAAGCCCAAGCCUCUGUUCUAUGCCAAGCCUUCCUACAUGCUCAACGACCUCCUGUCGAAUUCUCUGGACUACGCCUCUGAUUUCCCCCCCAAGAGGAGGUACCGUCCCUGGGUACAGCCCCGCCCGAGGAAGCCCCCCGCUGCACUUCGGCGGAACCUCUACUACCCAAAUUACUCCAACUAUCCCAACUACCUCCUCCCCCCACACCCCAGGACAUACAACCCCCUACCCGUCCCUGUCCCCAUGCCUAAACCUCGCUCGUCCCCACCCAGGGGUCAGGUUCAGCCUCGCCAUCGGCAUGGUUACUAUUACCAAGCGCCCUCAGCACCUUUGGUGACCCGGGACCAAGAUUACUAUGGGAUGCAGGGGAUAGGGAUGGGGCCGCAGCAGCAAGAUAGCAAUGAAGACCUGGAGAACUACAUUCAACAGGUCUUUAUGAAACCCAGGCCUAGGAUGUUUCAGUGAAAAGAGAGGAAAGAGAGAGAGGGGGCGGGAAGGAGGGAGGGGAAAAGGGGAGGAAGAGAGAACAAUGGAUUUUUUUUUUUUACACCACUUACUUUUGAUUUCAGGUUUUGCCUUGGUUUUGUCUCUUUAAUGUACUGUUAGAUUUUUGUCAAAGAGCAACACAAAUUACAUGUAGCUUUUUUUUGUAUAGAGUAAAAAUGAACUUGCAGAUAGAAAAGUGAGGGAGUCAGGAUGACACACAUCCAUUCAUUCCUCUUGCUCUUUUCUUUGGAAGAUGAAACUGAAGCUGUUGUCCAAAAUGACUGAAAGAGGGGCACUAAACCAAUCACAUAAAGAACUAUAGAACAUACAGAACCAUAGAACACUGACUCUAUAGACUCAUCUCAACAUCCUGGGAUUCUGGAAAAUAUGAGGGAGCGUCGGCAUCGUUCAGAAGACCAACAUUGAGGGGAAAUUGCAAAUGGCACCCUAUUCCCUAUGUUGCGCAAUACUUUUGACCAGGGUCCAUGGGGCUCUGGUCAAAAGUAGUGCACUAUAUAUAUGGGAUAGGGUGCCAUAUGGGACUCAGGCUGACUAUCAUGUUGCCUGUAAAUCCAAAACUCAUACAAGAGACUUACAGUUGUUAACAAAUACACACAUGUCAAUGUUUGGAGCCAAAAUGCACAUUCAAGUGUGUUUAUAUUCCAAAAGACUAGCCAUCGCUAUUGGAGAAGAGGCCUCAAUGGAUAUAAAGCCUUACCAAUGUGUAUCUGUUAUGUUUUAUUGUUAUCGGUGGUUCCAUUGUCACCAUUUCAGUUAUACGUCAUUGAUUGUUUUCAGGAAAUGAAGCUAGCAAAAAAAUAUAUAGAAUUGGUCCUUUUCAAGAACUCACAGAUAACAAACAGUUAUCGUCAAGGACAGAGAAAGUCAUUGUUAUUGUUACUGAUACGCUUGAUGAUACGGUGCCAUACUGUACGCAAAUGCAGUCACUAUUUAUUAAUCAAAUACAUUGUUUGUUUUUUGAUUAUUUGUUACUUGUCUGUUUUUAAUCACUUCUGUUUUGUUGUUCCAACAACAAAAAAACUGUUACAUUUUUAUGUCAAUUGCCCCGUCUGCACACUUUUUGAUUAACUUAUGAAUAUAUGAUUUUAUUUAUUUCAAUGUACUUGUAAUGUACUUGUUUUUUUUCUACAAAGCAGUGCUAAGAUUUACACAUUCAUACAUUCCAGAUAUUUGUAAGACAAAGUGAUUUUAAAGGAAAGAAACUAAAAAUACUGAAAUACAGUUUUAUAUUGCCUUAUUAUGAUUCCUCCCUCAUUUUGCUAAAACUGUUGACUUUGCAAAGGGGGUAGAAUUGAGUUAAGCCCUUGUAGAGUAAUGGGGUUGUGAUCACAAUUCCAUUCAAUCUCAAAUUCGAUUCACAAAUUGAAAAAUGUUCUGGGAACUUUUCAAUGAAACGGACCUGAUUUGAAAUGGAAUCGCCCCUCACAUACUCCCGUUGAAUGAGUGAAAUGAAAUGAGAAAAGGGAAAAGAAACUGAAAACAGUCCAGGAUUUUCACUCUGUGCUACUGUAGAGAAACCAAUAUGUCUCUGUGUUUAUGCCUUUAGAUGCUGGAAAGGACUGUGAUUCAGUAUCUCACCACAAACAAAAAAAUCUUUGUGUUAUUGGAAAUCAAUAUCUAAUCAUAUCCAAAUCCUUACUCGUUCAAUAUUUCCUUGUAAACGAAACCCCAACAAAUGUUUUUUUUUUUUUACCCCGUUUUCUCCCCAAUUUCGUGGUAUCCAAUUGUUUUAGUAGCUACUAUCUUGUCUCAUCGCUACAACUCCCGUACGGGCUCGGGAGAG
This is a messenger RNA of Oncorhynchus gorbuscha (pink salmon), 4277 nucleotides long. Its product is annotated as neurosecretory protein VGF-like. The record is from RefSeq and is a predicted model, not a curated record. The coding region runs from base 299 to 2452 and encodes 717 amino acids. NCBI's taxonomy places the organism in Eukaryota, Metazoa, Chordata, Actinopteri, Salmoniformes, Salmonidae. The transcript is spliced from 2 exons. Gene Ontology annotation, molecular function: neuropeptide hormone activity.